GAGACGCCCGGGGCAGCUGCUGCAGCAGUAAAGUGGCGGCGCCUUCACCGCUGCCCGGCUCGGACCUAGUCGGGAGGGGCGCGAGGGAUGCAGCUGGGGGCCCAGCUCCGGUGCAGCACCCCGAGAAGGGCUGGUCUUCCACCUCCCACCUCAACCACGGGACGCCAAGACUGCAGCCAGCUCAGGUCUCUUCUGGUGCUUGUGAAACUGACCACCACAAAAGUAUGGAUAUGGGAAACCAACAUCCUUCUAUUAGCAGGCUUCAGGAAAUCCAAAAGGAAGUAAAAAGUGUAGAACAGCAAGUCGUCGGCUUCAGUGGUCUGUCCGAUGACAAGAAUUACAAGAAACUGGAGCGGAUUCUCACAAAACAACUUUUUGAAAUAGACUCUGUAGAUACUGAAGGAAAAGGAGAUAUUCAGCAAGCCAGGAAGAGGGCGGCACAGGAGACGGAACGUCUUCUCAAAGAGCUGGAGCAGAAUGCAAACCACCCACACAGGAUUGAAAUACAGAGCAUUUUUGAGGAAGCCCAGUCCCUUGUGAGAGAGAAAAUUGUGCCAUUUUAUAAUGGCGGCAACUGCAUAACUGAUGAGUUCGAAGAAGGCAUCCAGGACAUCAUUCUGAGGCUGACACAUGUUAAAACUGGAGGAAAGAUCUCCUUGCGGAAAGCAAGGUAUCACACUUUAACCAAAAUCUGUGCAGUGCAAGAGAUUAUCGAAGACUGCAUGAAAAAGCAGCCUUCCCUGCCGCUGUCUGAGGAUGCACACCCUUCUGUUGCCAAAAUCAACUCUGUGAUGUGUGAGGUGAACAAGGCCCGAGGGGUCCUGAUUGCGCUUCUGAUGGGUGUGAACAGCAGCGAGACCUGCAGGCACUUAUCCUGUGUGCUGUCCGGGCUGAUGGCCGACCUGGAUGCUCUGGAUGUGUGCGGCCGGACAGAAAUCAGAAAUUACCGGAGGGAGGUAGUGGAAGAUAUUAACAAAUUAUUGAAAUACCUGGAUUUAGAAGAGGAAGCAGACACUACUAGAGCAUUUGACCUGAGGCAGAAUCAUUCCAUUUUAAAAAUAGAAAAGGUCCUCAAGAGAAUGAGAGAAAUAAAAAAUGAACUCCUCCAAGCGCAGAACCCCCCUGAGUUGUAUCUGAGCUCCAAAACAGAAUUGCAGGGUUUGAUUGGACAGUUGGAUGAGGUAAGUCUUGAAAAGAACCCCUGCAUCCGAGAGGCCAGGAGAAGAGCAGUGAUAGAAGUGCAAACUCUGAUCACGUACAUUGACUUGAAGGAGGCCCUUGAGAAAAGAAAGCUGAUUGCUUGUGAGGAGCACCCAUCCCAUAAAGCCGUCUGGAACGUCCUUGGAAACUUGUCCGAGAUCCAGGGAGAAGUGCUUUCGUUUGAUGGGAAUCGAACCGAUAAGAACUACAUCCGGCUGGAAGAGCUGCUCACCAAGCAGCUGCUGGCCCUGGAUGCUGUCGACCCGCAGGGAGAGGAGAAGUGUAAGGCUGCCCGGAAACAGGCUGUGAAGCUUGCCCAGAAUAUUCUCAGCCAUCUCGACCUGAAAUCCGAUGAAUGGGAGUACUAAAAUACCAGACUUCUCACCUCUGAUACUGUUUUGCACUUCAUAUAUACUUCUAUGUAUAGAGAGCUUCUAGUGCAUUGCGCCCAAAUGUGAUUUAUACCUGCAUAUUUCAGUCUCAGUAUUUAUGAUUCAAGCAACUUCUGUUCGGCAUCUGCUGCUUUUGAUGUUGCAAGACAAAUAUCAUUACGACACGUUCACUUUUCCAUUGAGACCGCUGUCUGUAUGCCGUGGUGUGGUUUGUUUGGUUUGUCCGUGUGUGUGUGUGUUUAAUCAGAAAAUGAAAUAGAGGUGGCUUUUGUGAAUUUUAAAUGGGUUGUGCGAGCAUUAAAUGCAGGUAUUUCACAGUCUAGAAAUAGGCAUAACCUUACAUAAUACUAGGAGAAUUGUGAGAAGGGGGAAAUUUUGGGUUAAAUAGGAGUGAGGUUCAAACACAAGCAGUACAUGUUCUGUUUCACUGUGCUCGACAGAAAUUUUUUUUCGGUUUUAAGGCCUGAUUGGUCCUACUCAGCUUAAUGGGGUGGGGUUUUUUUUGGUUCGUUCAGACAGUCCAUGCUUUUGAAAACAUUUUUACUUGGAAAAACAGCAUCUGUAUUUUCCCCAUACUCUACAUUUUAGAGAGGGGAAUAAUCUUGUUUUUGUGUGCAACAUGAAAAUUAUGAAAACUAAUAGCCAAAAAACCUCUGAGAUUGCAUUAAAGAGAAGGGAUAAAGGACCAGCUAUAAAUACCUUGUAAAUUUUUUUUUAAUAUCAGAGCUUAUUGUUUUUCUUAGUAAUUCAUAAGGACGGGAACAUUUAAGUGAAGUUAAUGGAGCUUUUAAAAAAAAGAAAAAGGAAGCACCCGUACCUGUAGUUGGAGGAUGGAAACGAGAUUGGUCACCAAUGUCAGGUUAUAUUAAAACCAAGCCGAAAAGGCCUGAAUGUAGCAUGUCAUGGCUCUCUUGUGUUGUCGUCCAAGGCUGUAAGAUGGACAGCCCUGUCACGCCUCCCCAGUGCUGUCAGUAACCCAGAAGGACCACGCCUUCCUGUUUUCCUAGGCAGUCAGCUUUUAACCACUCCCGUAGUAAACAUCGUAAAGAUCACCUGCUCCAGGACCAGUUAGAGAAACCUGGGAAUUAAAGGCUUGCUCUGGGUGCCUGCCAAACAGCUGAGCUCAUGUUAGGGGCAUGUGGUGGUUUCUCUGUUGCCUGAAAGAGCCAUGAAAGUCAAUCGUGCAUGAAGUGUCUCUUUUCUGCUAAAGGAUGUGCAUUUCCAUAAAUCCUUUCUGAGGAUCCAACGCAAAAUAAUUCCCCAAAGUUCUGAAGUGCCUUGAACCUGUUGGUCCCAGUGUUACCACAGAUUCUUUCACCAGGGUCACCUUUCGCCUAGUCAUCUUAUUACAGCACCUCUUUGGAACUCCACGGUAUUAUCACUCACUUUCAGAGAUGCUCAUUUUGUAACUUUGUGUAGGGAAAUUACCACUUUAAACAGCUGAAAGUAUGAUAGCUAAGGGAGUAGCCUUGGUCGGUGGAGGUGGCUCGUACCUGUAAUCCCAGCACUUUGGGAGGCUGAGGCGGGUGGAUCACAAGGUCAGGAGUUCAAGACCAGCCUCGCCAAUAUGGUGAAACCCAUCUCUACUAAAAAUACAAAAAUUAGCUAGGGGUGGUGGUGCAUACCUGUAGCCCCCAGCUGCUGGGGACGCUGAGGCAGGAGAAUCGCUUGAACCCGGCAGGUGGAGGUGAACCAAUAUCAAGCUAUUGCACUCCAGCCUGGGUGACAGAGUGACUCCAUCUCAAAAGGAGUAGUCUUUAAGCGUAGCCCUUAACAAAUCUUCACUCUGUCUCUCAGUACUGCCCAUUCAUUAAAAUCCCUUGAUAGGUCUUUCCUACUAGAAAUAUCCUAGAACCACUGGAUGGUGGGGCGAGAGGGCAGUGAGCCUCCCACAGUCCUGUAGGCCCAACACCUGGCAACCGUGGGCUCAAGGCAGGUCACUGGAAUCCACAUUUUGGCCAGAGUAGUUUUAACAUUGCUUUUCUGUAUCAUAAUUUUAGAAUUCUCUUAAAAUCUUAAGGAAGAGUUUUAAAAUUAGAGCUUUGUUUAAUUAUACCACCAGGAAAUCGUGGUUACACGUGAGACACGUCCUUCACCAGCGUACCACUUACAUUUUAAAUUCCAUUUUGUGAAGUUAAAUGUCAGCAUUCCCUUUAAAAGUGCCCGUCGUUCUUUGAAGGUAGAUGUCACCAUCAUUCUUUUCAAACAAAAGCGUUUGUGUCCCUUUUGCCAAGCUCUGGGCAUGGUGUGUGAGUACAGGGCGUCAGCUCUUCCACGGUCAUUUUGAAUUGUUCACGGGUUAUUUUGGUCAUGGAAAUGAUCAGAUUGACCUGGAGUGACUGUGAGGCAUGGCUUUGCUUCUGCUUUCAAUCUGUGCUAGUCCCUUGUACCGGCUUAUUCUCCCGCAGUGAACCCUGGUGACACUGACGCAGCGCUUCACCGCCCUCAUGGGGAGCUGUUUGUGCUAAUAACGGGCUACUGCAUGUAAUUCUUCAGCUGGGCUCGUCACAUUGUAUUCCAUUUUUGUGAUCUUACAUGAAAAGAAUCUGUACUGCAAGUAAAACCUACUCCCCAAAAAUGUGCGGCCUUGGGUCUGCAUUAAACACUAUAAUCCGUGAUCAUGCAAAACGUGGCUGGGAACGCUUGCCUUCUUUACGUUCUGUCAGCCUUGCUUUAUCCACAUAGAGGAGAGCCAGUCAGCCUGCAGCGAAACAGUUACUAAAAUCACCGUAGUAUGUCUACAAAGUAUAGUUUAGUGCUUCAUGUUGCUAAAAUGUAUAUAUUUGAUAUACUUCAGUUUGAGAAGGUUAGUUUUUAUUAUUUGUUUUUGUCAAUUUCUUUUUCUUUUUUUUUUUGAGACGGAGUUUCACUCGUUACCCAGGCUGGAGUGCAAUGGCGCGAUCUCGGCUCACCGCAACCUCCGUCUCCUGGGUUCAGGCAAUUCUCCUGCCUCAGCCUCCUGAGUAGCUGGGAUUAUAGGCACGCGCCACCAUGCCCAGCUAAUUUUUUUUUUUUUUUGUAUUUUUAGUAGAGACGGGGUUUCACCACAUUGACCAGGAUGGUCUCGAUCUGUUGACCUCGUGAUCCACCCGCCUCGGCCUCCCAAAGUGCUGGGAUUACAGGCUUGAGCCACCGUGCCCAGCUGUUUUUGUCAAUUUCUAUCUGAUUUUUAAGGGUCUGAUCUUAGCUUAUACAUGUAAGUUUUGGGGGUUUUUUUGAGCAAAGCUUUUUGGCUUUUAAUUUGUUGGGAAUUUUUCUCUUAAUAACUAGAGAAAUAUUGGCUGUAAUACAGGUGCGUGUUUCCAGUACCUUGGUUCCUGUCCCCUCUGUCAACUCUGACAAUCGGAACAGUAUGUCUUCAAUAAUUCAGUGUUAUUUUGAGAUACACAUAUUAGUACACUCUUAGUUAUUCUUGAAAUAAAGCCAGUCUCUUAGGCUUACAGUGGA
Molecule: messenger RNA, 5039 nt
Organism: Callithrix jacchus (white-tufted-ear marmoset)
Lineage: Eukaryota; Metazoa; Chordata; Mammalia; Primates; Cebidae
Gene: BAG5
Product: BAG cochaperone 5
Biological process (GO): negative regulation of protein ubiquitination; protein stabilization; regulation of inclusion body assembly
Cellular component (GO): cytosol; membrane; nucleus
Molecular function (GO): protein-folding chaperone binding; adenyl-nucleotide exchange factor activity
Source: RefSeq, a predicted model, not a curated record